Messenger RNA from Caenorhabditis angaria, 5136 nucleotides. The record is from the annotation of a GenBank genome assembly. NCBI's taxonomy places the organism in Eukaryota, Metazoa, Nematoda, Chromadorea, Rhabditida, Rhabditidae.
AUGCGACUACUUUUUCUUCUUCUCAUAUUUUUGGUCAAGACUACUGUAGCCGAUACUACUGUAGCCAAUGGUAAUACUACUUUCAGUGAGUUUUUGAGAGUACUGUAGGGUAUCGUACUACAAUAUUGCAGAUACUAGAUGUACUUUGGAAAAUGUGGAAAAUAAUUUGGGAAAAUUUAAUGAUUGUGCAGAAUUUACCGAUGUAAUGCAAAAUUGUGAGACAACCACAACUACAGUAACUUCAACUACUGUAACUACAGUACCCUCAACAUCCACAGGAACCUCGACUACUGUAUCUACAGUUCCUACCACAUCCACAGUACCCACAACAUCUACACUGACUACAACAUCUACAACAUCUACCACAUCUACAGUACCUACAACAUCUACAGUAACCAGCACAUCCACAUCUCCCACCACCACAACUACAGUACCAACCUGUUUUGAAGAUAUUUGCUGGACAACUCUAUCCACCACCACACAAGUUACCUCAACUACAGUACCCCAAACUACUACAGUAACCACACAAUCUUCAAGCUCAUCUUCAUCCUCAACCUCUACAGUACCCUCCACAUCCUCGUCGACUACAGUAACCUCCUCAACUAGUGUAUCAACAGAUCCUUCUACAAUAUCCAGCUCUUCUUCUACAUCUACAGUAACCAAAUCUACAACCUCUGGAACUACAGUAUCCACAUCUUCAGAACCCUCAACAAGUUCCUCCUCGACUACAGUAACCACAACAACUACAGUACCUUCGACCUCCAGUUCCACAAAAUCAACUUCGACCUCAACAUCAACAAAACUCUUCACAACUACCGUAACCCAACCCACAACAACUACAGUAACCGUUUGCUCAGAUGGUGUUUGUGAUACCACAGGAACAUCUACAGUACCCACCACAACUUCCUCGUCUACAAAAACUACAGUACCCACAACUUCGAAAUCGACUACAGUCACCCAAGAAAGCACAUCUACCGUAGUCCCAAAAACUAGCGAAACACCGAAGACUACAGUAAGCAAUAAUAAUAAUGUCGAUCCAUCUUCUACAGUAACCCAAGAGACUACAGUAACCUCGGAGACGUCAAUUAUUACCGGUGAUCAAGAGAGUACUGUAGCUAAUGAAACAUCGGUAACUGAGGAGACAACUACAGUAACUCUAGAGAGUACUGUAGCCAAUGAGACUACAAUUGAAUCUACAGUAACCCAAACAGAAGCGGAAAAUACUACGGUAGCUGAUAGUACUGUAACUAAUAGUACUGUAGCUGAAACUACAGUAUCCUUCGCAGCUGAAAAUACUACUGUAGCUGAAAGUACUGUGUCCGAAGCUGAAAACACUACUGUAGCUGAAACUACUGUUGCGCUGGAUCUGAAUUCUACUGUUGACGAUACUACUGUAGCUGGAACAACUUCAUCAGAAGCUCAGAAUACUACUGUAACCACAGUACCCUCAAAGAGUACUGUAGCUAUUCAACAAACUAGUUCUGUUCCCAAUGAAACAUCUACAGUAACCCAAAAAUCAACUUCAACUUCAUCUUCAUCUUCCACAACUACAGUAAUCCAAUCGAAAAGUUCUGCGAGUACUGUACCCAAGACCGAAUCAACAGUAAGCCAGCAAGACUCAACUACAGUAGUUCAGGAAACUUCGACUUCGAAAUCAAGUUCAGUAUCAUCCACAGUAUCUUUGAAUGAUUCAACUACAGUACCUCAAACAUCGGUUGAUUCCGAAUCUACAGUAACCAAGGCAGCUUCUUCAUCGACCACUUCAGACAAUUCUACAGUUGCCCAGGAUUCAACUUCUACCGUAACCCAGAAGAGUACUGUAGCCGAACUGGAUUCUACAAAGGUAUCUUCAUCAACCGGAAGUUCGAGCUCUACAGUAACCCAUGAGUCCUCUACAGUAUUUCAGGACUCUACAAUAAACCAGAAUGAUUCUACAGUUACCUCAAGCUCUACAGUAUCAACUACAGUACUUCAAACCACCACAAAUUCCUCAUGUGCUCAAAAAUGUCCAGAUGGAUAUCUCGAGGGCUCUACAGUAUGUUAUCUCCUCUUGGGACCCUCUGAUAUCUCAUCAUAUCAAUCAGCUCUCUCAAAAUGUCGUGCAACAGAUCGACAAGAUUUGGCGGGUUUCGAAAAACUGCGAGUUCGCAACGAUUUGACGCAAUUGACGCAGGCGGCAGUCGCCGGCGAAAUGGCGUGGUUUUUUGCGAAUGGCGGCGGCGGAAAACAAGAGCGAUUCGAUAAAAUUGCCGAUGUUUUUAGUAUUUUCGAUUUGACGAUGGUUAGUUCACCGGUUGCCACAACUAUGGGAAUAUCAGCGACGUCGAAGAAUGUUUCAGCAAUUUGUGUGUUGCCACGUGAGUUUUGGCGGGGAACGGGGAAGUUUCUAAGACCGUCCGUUUUUCCAGAAUACUGUAAUCAACCAACAUGCGAAGUUCUGACGGAUUUGGAAAUUUUGGGUGUAGAUUAUCAGUUGAGCACGACUGCAGACAAUUUGACAGCCAAGGAAACUGCCACGUAAGUUUUUAGUAGGUUGAAAAAUAACAUUAGAUACUCAGUCAAGUACGCAGUCACUUUUAUAUUCCAUUUUCAAGAACUCGGUUAUUUCUUUAGAAUCACAUGCUCUUACGAUGGUUCAACUACAAAAAUCACAUGCGGUACACGUGGCAAUAUAAUUCCGUCGCCAACAAUGAUCACAUGUCAAACUACAGAAGAUUCUGAGAUUGGAACAAAUACAACUGGAGAAACUGUUGAUUCGUGUGAUUCUUGUUAUUCGGAUGGAACUUCUAAAUGUGAUGAAAUAACUUAUGAUAAUGGAACUGUUGGAUAUACUUGUGUUUGUAAAGAUGGAUAUUCGGUAAGAGAUUCGGACAAUUUGCAAUGUGGAAUUUAUUUUUCAAGCCCAAAAAAUCCCCCAGAUUUGGACAGUAUGAAAUCUGAAAAUUUUCAGAUGAAAACCUGUUGGUAUUCUCCCAGCAAAUGCACUUCUUCUUCUUGUGGAAAUGGAACAUGUAUAGAUUUGCAAGAUUCAAUAACUUGUAUUUGUGAUUGGGGAUUUGAGGGAGACGAUUGUUCGAUCAACAAAGAUCCGAGUGUAAAAUAUGCAAAUGAAUCGCAAAGUUUGGUGAACAGAUUUACGAAUACGGUAGCUUUUAGUUCACUGGCAGCAUUCCAAGUCACAGUUUGGAGUGUUUUAUCGAUGUCUGUGAAGAUUGUUGGAAAAAUUACGUUGUCAAAUGAUGAAGACGUGAGAGUUUAGCUCAAUUUGCCCAGAAAUCUAUAAAAAUUUGCAGGAUCCUCAAGAAACCCAUCAAUCUCUUCGAGGAAUUUUCCUAACAAUGGCAACCACUUGUGUUCUUUGGUUUCAAAAUCCAUACAUGUUCGGGAUUCCGACUGCCACGUGUCGUGUCUAUUUUUUGCUCAUUCAUUUUUUGUUUGUUUAUUGUGAGUUUUGCAAUUUUGCAAAAGUGCUCUAUUGAUAUUUGUGAGAAAUUUGAGAAUUACUAGGAUAGGCUUCGGCCCAAUCCUUAGGCUUAUCCUUAGGCUUAAUCUCAGAAAAAUGCGCUCUAUUGCUAAUAAAAUAUCUUUUAUUUAAAUUCAAAAUAUUGUUUUACAGCUUUGGCCCAAUGGAUGUUUGAAGGAUUCAAUGCGAAUCAAAUUCUUCGCUGUCGUCACAUUAAUAAAUGGGAAACAGGAUUCGAUGGAAAACCGAGUUGGGGAAUAAUGGCAGUUCCAAGAUUAGUAACAUCAAUGAUAUUCGCAGCCGCUGUUCUAAUUAUAAUCUAUCAAUCUGGUUGGUAUCAAUUAGUAUCCACAUGGACUUGUAUUGGUGUUAUUUGCAAAUCCACGUCAUCAAUGUGGUUGCCAAUUGGUUUUUGUAUUGUUAUUAUUUUAUUGUUUGCCACAGCGAUCUUUGAGAAUAGUGUUCUCGUUUUACAGUGAGUUUUGAUGUCAAAAAAGUUGCAUUGCUCAGAUUAACAUUUUUCAGUCGUCGCCCAUUGUUCAAUCAAUUGAUCAACUCAAAAAUCGAGCGGGAAGAGGGAAUUUCGAGCGGGCAAAAUAUUGAAAAAUGUCGGAGAAAUGUGACAUACUGUAUUUUUGGUGUGUAUUUUUUGGCGACUACUUGGUUUUGCACAUUGUUAUCUGCUGAUAAACAGGAUAAUAAAUUGAUUGGAAUGUGAGUUUAGUUUAAGGCAAAAAAAUUAAUGUUUAAUUUUUUUUGUUUUCUAAGUAUCAAAUGUAUUUUGAAAUGGUAUUGCGAAAUUCGAAUUUUAUACGUUUCAAAAAUUUCCCAUUUGUUUUUCUGAACGUUUGAAUUUUGAUUCUUCGAUGAUAUCUUCAUGAUUUUCACUAACAUUGAUUAAACGCUUUGGAAACGUAAAAAAAUAUAGUUCUUUGAAAAAAAAAAUAAUUUUCAGGAUCGCUUUAAUUUUCUCGGCAAUCUAUGGAAUUUUCUCAUUCGUCCAAGGAAUCGUAACAUGUCCACCAACCUAUUCAAAAAUGCUUCGAUUCUUAAUGCGAAAACUUCCAGCAAAAAUCGCGCCAAAAUAUGAGCCUCUAAAUAUGUGGACACGUCAAGAAAUAUUGGAUCUCUAUGAAAAUGAGAAGGACAAAAAAGUGCGCGAGAAAAUGCUCGACGAACAUUUGCCAUUCAAUGCUCGUCGAUUUUUGCAACACAAAUGGGAUUUCCAACUUUCGAAACUAAAUGAAAAUCACCCGGAAAUGAGUCAAGAUGAAAAAGUGCUCCAAAUUAUUCGAAAUCAGCUUGCAAAAGCACGCAAAGAUCAAGCAAGCACAUAUCAAACCGAUCAAAUUAUUUCGACUUUCUCUAACUGGCUUCAAAACCUUCCAGAGAAUCCCGAAAUUUUCGGAGCACAUUGUGAGAAAGUCGCAAUCUGCACCACAACUUUUGACGAUAUUUCAAAGCCUUCUACAUUUUUCAUCAAUCCCGGAUUUGGAACUUUCAAGCCGAUCUUUGAGCCCGAGAAAAUCGAUUCAACUCUUGCCCAAAAUGAUCCAAAAUCUGAAAGCCAGAUCAAGAAAAAUUACGAAAUUUUGAGAAGCGAAGUUGAAGCUCAAUCAAAUUUCAUUCAUUCUGCGAUUCAUUUCAAACACUUUGGAAAAAUCACAGAAUAA